AUGGAAUCAUGCAAGGUAGAGGCAUCUCUGGUUGCCUUGACCGACGCAGCCUUUGACAAGGAUGAAGGCGUCCGCUGGCAAAUUAAGCUGUCCCUCCAUGACCUGGGCUGCCACAACCCUGAGCUGGUGCUGAGGACCUGCCUGGAGUUCCUGGUCAAACACAAGCAGUUGGUGCAAGGCCACAGGAUGGCCAUAAUCAGCAGCAUGGAAGCCAUCGUGAGGGACACCGUCAAGCAACUCAGCCAGACUCUGGGCAAGAACAUCAUCUCCAUGGCUUCGGACGAGAUGACCAAGUCCAGCGAGGGAGCGGAGGUCGACAAGCUCAAGGAGGAGGCCAGCAACCUGCUCGUGGCUGUGGGCUGCAGGUUCAGCGACGAGGUGCUGGCGGAGAUACAGCAGAAGCUUCAGCCUGGACACCUCCCCCAGUUCCACGAGGUUCAGACUCUCGGGAAGCUCUCGGUGGCCAACGUUUACGGAGUGGUCCCUCACCUGCCUGGCAUCCUGCAGACUAUGACGCCGAUGCUCAGCAUGGCGAGGCAGGACCACAUGAAGAUGGCGUUCACCUCAGUCCUGGGCCUCUUUGCCCAGAGCAUCCUCGAGUAUCUGGAGCACUCAGACAGGGCUCCUAACCCCGUUCUGAAGAAGUCCUUGUUCUCCCAGGAGAUGUACGCUUGUUACAAAAUCCUCUUCUCCGGCUGGCUCAGGAACAAAGAUAACAAGCUGAGAUCCGCCAUCGUAGUGUCUCUGAGCUACAUGGUCCAUCUGAUACCUGAUGAGAAACUCGAGGACGAGUUGCCCAAACUUAUCUCGGGGAUCCUAACCCUGUACAAGAAGAGAUGUGAGCCUUUCUAUGUCACGCGGUGCAUCUGGCACAUCCUGGACACUGGGGUUCAUAUGACCAGCCAAGUGUUGGAUUCACAGAUAGACAAUCUUCUCCCACCGCUCCACCACCAGAUCUGCUCCUCGUUGGACCCCAAUAACGAGCUGACGUUGAAGAACCACAGCGAGAUCCUCCAGUGCUUCACCAUUCUGGCCCAGGUGUCAAUUGACAGCCUGGUCAAGUUCCUGCUGCAGAAACUGUCCAACAAUAACGAGCGAGUGCGAAUUGGGACCCUGGUGUCCCUCAAUCACAUUGUGGGCUCCGGCUUCAAGCAUCUGGAAAGCAAGAAGCCUCUUAUCGUGGCCGCCAUGAAGCUGGCCCUGCUAGACAACGACAACAAGGUCAAGAAGUUAAUCGCUCAAGUCAUCAACACGAUGGGAGCCCAGGGCUACUUAGAGCUGGAGGGUGGCUUGGCCUUGGUGGAGUUUCUCGUCAACCAGUGCUCCCUGUACAAAAACCGAUGGCUGGCGAAAUCUCAUCACACGGAACCCAAUGAGGUGAUGGACGAGGACCUGAGCAGGAUUUGCGAGGACAUCUUGAUCUCCCUCACCACCCUGACCAAGAUGGAAGACGUCCUCUGGCCUUUCCUGCUGGAGUUCAUCACUCCCUUGCAGUACACCAAUGCCUUGGCCGUGGUCUGCACCAGCCUGGAGCAGGUGGGAGCCAGAAAGUUGGAGCUGGGACCGGAGAGGAUGAUGUUGAACUACAAUGAAAGGUUGGGGCUCCCCAAGCCUCACACUCUGCUGGCCCGACUCCUGGCCAUAGCCUCAUCUCCAUUCCAGGGGAAAGACAGAGGCAUUCCUGCCCUCAAGCUCCUGAGGAUCAUGAGCUACAACAUCCAUCCGUUGAUCGUGAAGCUGUGGAAUGAUGAGCUGCCGGGAUUGAUCCAGUACCUGAUGGACAACACAGAGGAAUCGUUGCCCCAAAAGUUGUGGGAGGACAAGCUGUUCCUCUUCCUGUCCCGGACGCUGGAGUGCAUCACAGACGAGAAGUGGACUUGGCAGCUGAGCGAGGAGACUAUCAAACACUUGUGCAACUAUUACAGUUACCCCAAGGAGAAGGCCUUUCUCUACAAGUGUGUGGGCAUUGUCCUGGGCCAAACCCAAAACAAGGAGGUCAUCAACAACGAGCUGCAAGAGAUGCUGCUGAGCGUCCAACAUAACGAAUCCUUGGAGAGAGAAGGUCUGGCCACGGGCAUCGGUUUCUGUGCUAUGACCCACCUGGAUGACACCCUGGUCAAGCUGGAUGACUUUGUAAGGAUGGACAUUGUGAAGAAGACAGCCAGUUUCUUCAACAUCCUGAAGGAAAAGUUGGACGGGGACAUGGAGAGGGUGAAGAGCACCCUGAUCCUGUGCUAUGGUUACGUAGCCCUUUACGCGCCUGAGAGCGUGAUCCUGAGCAGGAUAGAGGGAGACAUCUUGGAGCACAUCCUCAACCUGUCCAACACCAAGGUGCUAGGUAUCAAGAUCGAGAGCAAGGACCUCAUGAUCAAGCUGACGUUGAUCAAGGCUGUCACUCUGGUCGCGAAGGCCAUCUACGCAAACAAGGGGAAGAGCGACUUCACGUUCAACAAGAAGGACGAGCUGUUGUCCUACAUGCAGGACUUCAUCGUAUCCGAGCCCAAGGGUUACCUGAAGAGCCGUGUGCGUCAGUCGUCCAUCAACGCCUGCAUGCACCUGGUCAAGCUCGAGCCUCUGCUCGACGAGGCCGGAGCCUCCGAGCUGAUCAAGACCUGCCUCGAAAGUGUGUUCAGCUUCCUGCCGGUGGACAGCGAGAAGAGGAAGGAGAGCAAGAAGCUGAAGGAGCGAGAGGCCCUCUACAACGAGACCACGGGAGCGUUGCAGGACUUGCUGAAGGAGCUCCUCCUACAGAACCUCUCCUCCGACGGCCUCGAGUUCAUCUUCAAGGCGCUGGAGGAGUGGGUCACGUCCAACAAGGACCACGAGAGGGAACGGGCGAUGGAGACGGUCCACAAGCUCCUGAUCUUCUACAGGGAGAAGUUCAAGAUUACCCGCGUGACGGUCUUCCACAACCUGGGCAGUCUGAUCGGGCGGCUGGUCCCCCGCUGCGCUGACCCUCUGCUCAACGUCCGCCAGUUAACCAUGGACAGCCUCCAGACCCUGUUGUACAUCCAGCUGCGUUACGAGGGCUGCAUCCUCAACCAACGCGAUGACCUGGUGGAGCACCUCAAAGGCAUAAGGAGCCAACUGGAAAACCCCGACAGUCAAAUCCUCUUCCAGAUCUGCUACGACAUCGCCAAGGUGGUCUCCACCAAACUGCCCCAAGACCAGCUCAGCCCUCUGCUGUUUACGCUGUUCGAAGGCCUCUCCGACUAUCACUCCACCUGCUCCAGUGCAGCCUCCGUGGUCAUGAACACCCUCAUCCGCAGGCACAAGAGCGGCCUUGGAGAUCACAUCCAGGAGAUACUCCAACGAUUGCGGGUGAGGAUGCAGUCCAUCACCCUGGAGCAGGUCAAGUUCUCGGUCGUCCACUUCAUCUCGAUCCUGACGUCGCAGUGCAUGCCGGCUGUCAUCUCCUGCCUGCUCCUCAGCCCCCUGCCCUACGACACAUACACCAACGAUAUCUGGCAAUCUCUGGCCAGGGAGGUCACCUUGGCUUCCACCACGAUGGAACAUCUGAUCGACAAGCUCAACGAUUACAUGUGUCACGAUGAGACCAAGGAACACGCGGUGAUCAACGAUAAAGCCAUGAGCCCUGGGGUUCAGGAACCGAUGGCCAUCGUCUUUGCCCUCAACGCCAUGAUCUCCAACCCAGACUCCGAGGAUGCGGUGUCCAGCCUCUACCCCCAACUCUUCAGCACGUUGCUGCUCAAUCUGAGCUUCAUCGUCAACGAGAGAACCAGCAGCGACUUCCACGGCAAAGGCUCGCCCCGGAAGAAGAGAGCCGCGGCCCACGGUCAAGGCCCGGCCGCCAUAGACAUCUGCCGGUGCUCGGCGGACACCCUCAGGACGAUGCUGGCCCGAGGCAAGAGCGAGAGGGUGGCGGGCUUUGUGGAGGAGGAGGGUGGCUGGGACACCUUGAGGAGCUUGGAGAAGCACCAGCAGGGAAUCGCCAUCCUCUCCAAGGCCAUGGGUCAGCACGGCACUGGCCACCUGAACAACAUCGUGCAGAUUUUGGAGCCCAUCUUGCUGAGCAUCCACGAGAGCCAGAGGAUGACCGUGGCCACUUUCUUUGGGGAGCUUCUGAACUCUUCUGUCGUGAACGAGCUGCAGUUGACCGACCCGCUGAUCGUCAGCCUUCUCAAGAGCCUGCACGACAAGUCACCCAACGUCCACUGGCUGUCCCUCAGGGGCUUGGGAAACGUGGCCAACGGGGCCCCUCAGAAGGUGCAGAAGUACUCGGAGAGGCUCCUGGAGGCCAUGAUCGAGGGCAUGACCAACAGGACCGAGCGCAGCGACCUGAUCGUGCUGGAGGCCAUGUCUGGCUUGUCCAAGGUCCUGUUGAGGCUGGAGGAGAGCGAUGUGAGGCCCACCCUGGAGAACAUCAUCGUGGCCGUCAGGUCGUACUUUGAGAGCGAGGUGGACAGGAUCCGGGCGGGGGCCUUCACCGUGUUCGGGAACCUGUCGCGCUUCGCGGAGGGCGAGUCGAGGGCGGUCUUCAUGGAGCACGUCCACUCGGGCAUGGUCAGUUUGCUGCUGCACCUGAACGACAGCAGCCCGGAGGUGGUCAAGGCUUGCAAGGCCACCCUCCACCUGAUGGGACCUCUCAUGUGCUCGGACAGCAUGUGCACCAUAUUCCAGGCCGAGCUCCUGGAGCAGGCCAAUGCUCACUAUUGGGAGUUCAUCAACGAGUUGGCCAAGUUGAUCGCCUGUGAGUUCCCCGACAAACUGAGCCUAUACCUGACCAACAGCACCUCGUUCUUCAAGAGCAUGCUGCCCGAGGUCAGGGGCAACGCCGUCAUCAUGGCCGGGUUCCUCCUGCAGAACCUGCCCGAGAUGUACGUGCAGCCCAGCACCGACGAGAACGUGUGCGUGGCCAUCAUCAUGAUGCUCCAUGACGUGGCUCCCAGUGUCCGCAUAAAAGCCGCCAAGGUCCUCGGUCUCCACCGGGGCUUCUGA
Molecule: messenger RNA, 4959 nt
Organism: Callorhinchus milii (elephant shark)
Lineage: Eukaryota; Metazoa; Chordata; Chondrichthyes; Chimaeriformes; Callorhinchidae
Product: maestro heat-like repeat-containing protein family member 1
Exons: 1
Coding region: 1-4959 (1652 amino acids)
Cellular component (GO): cytoplasm
Source: RefSeq, a predicted model, not a curated record